AUGGAUGAGAUGUUUGAUGUGUUCGAGGGCAAGGUGGACGCCCCGAGCGCGAGCGAAGAUGAGCAUGUGACGAAUCGCAAGGGUGACACGAAAAAGAGAAAGGCAAACGCGAUAAACGGCGAGAAUGGCGAUGCUGCGAAAACUGAGGACGUUGACAUGGACGCCAAGACCGAGUCUUCAAAAGACGAAGGAGAUUCUUCUGACGAUGAAGAGUCUUCGGAGAGCGCCAGUCAGCAGGACUCCAAACGAAGGAAGAAGGAGGAUGGCGUUGGUCCUGUCAUGGCAGAUACUUUCCAGACGGCCGAGUCGAGAGAAGUUGCUGGCGCAGCUACUUUCACAGAGCAGGAUUCAUCGCUUGUUCUGUCGCACAAUAUUCAGCAUCAGGUUGCCUUGCCUCCGGAUCUAGACUACGAAUACGUCCCCCUUUCCGAGCACAAGGCCCCAGAGCAACCCGCGCGAACAUGGAAUUUCAAGCUCGAUCCUUUCCAGAGUCUUUCCGUGGCGUCUAUCGAGAGAGAGGAGAGUGUUCUCGUUUCCGCGCACACUUCUGCCGGAAAGACUGUUGUGGCUGAGUAUGCUGUCGCACAGUGUUUGAAGCGCAAUCAAAGAGUCAUCUACACAAGUCCCAUCAAGGCUUUAAGUAACCAAAAGUACCGAGAUUUCGAGGCCAUCUUUGGAGAUGUUGGUCUCAUGACUGGUGAUGUUACUAUCAACCCUACGGCAAGUUGUCUUGUCAUGACGACUGAGAUUUUGCGAUCUAUGUUGUAUCGCGGUUCUGAGAUUAUGCGAGAAGUCGCUUGGGUCGUCUUUGAUGAGAUUCACUACAUGAGAGACAAGAUAAGAGGUGUUGUUUGGGAAGAGACCAUCAUCAUGCUUCCCGACAAGGUCCGAUACGUCUUCCUCUCUGCCACCAUUCCCAACGCUUUCCAAUUCGCCGAAUGGAUUGCCAAGAUCCAUCAUCAAGCUUGUCACGUUGUGUAUACCGAUUUCCGACCUACUCCCCUACAGAACUACUUCUUCCCCUGUGGUGGUACUGGCGCUCGUCUCAUCGUUGAUGAGAAGAGCAACUUCAACGAGCAGAAUUUCAACAAGGUCAUGCAAGAGGUUGAGGAAAAGAAGGGCGCUGACCCCAAUGAUCCUAAUGCUCGUCAGAAAGGAAAGGGCAAGAACAAGAAGACCAACAAGGGUGGUGCUGACAGUGGCUCGGAUAUCUCCAAGAUUAUUCGAAUGACCAUCAAGAAGAAGUUCAAUCCCGUCAUUGUUUUCAACUUUAGCAAGCGAGAGUGUGAGAACUUGGCCAUGAAUAUUUCGUCACUCAGCUUCAACGACGAUUCCGAGAAGGCCAUGGUUCGCAAGGUUUUCAACAGCGCUAUUGAGAGUUUGUCAGAGGGAGAUCGAGAGCUUCCUCAGAUUAUCAACUUGCUACCUCUUUUGGAGCGAGGUAUCGGUGUCCAUCACUCUGGUCUGCUACCCAUCCUCAAGGAGACUAUCGAGAUUCUCUUUCAGGAGUCUCUCAUCAAGGUUCUUUUCGCGACUGAGACCUUCUCCAUCGGUCUCAACAUGCCUGCCAAGACUGUUGUUUUCACCCAAGUGACCAAGUGGGAUGGUGUCAAGAGACGCCCUCUCACUUCAUCCGAGUACAUCCAGAUGGCUGGACGUGCUGGUCGUCGUGGUCUCGAUGCUCGUGGUAUUGUUAUCAUGAUGAUUGACGACAAGCUCGAACCCGACACUGCCAAGGAGAUUGUUACCGGCCACCAAGAUCGACUCAACUCUGCUUUCUACCUCGGUUACAACAUGAUUCUCAACUUGCUACGUAUCGAAGCUAUCUCGCCCGAAUUUAUGCUGGAGCGAUGCUUCCAUCAAUUCCAGAACGCGGCUAGCGUUCCCUCUUUGGAGAAGGAGUUGAUGACAUUACAGCAGGAGCGCGACAACACCAGUAUCGCCGACGAGUCCACGGUCAAGGACUACUACCAGAUUCGACAGCAGCUCAGCGCUUAUACUAAGGAUAUGCGCACUGUUAUCCAGCACCCCAACUACAGCAUUUCCUACCUGCAGCCAGGUCGUUUGGUGCAGAUUUACAACCCCAAUCAACCCGUCGAAGAUGCCCCUAUGCCCGUUGGCCUCAAACCUUUCGGCGACGACGACGACGACGACGUCAAGUUUGCUGUUGUCCCUUGUCUUCUAACUUGCAUCAAGGCUAUUAGUCAGAUUCGUCUUUUCCUACCUAAGGAAGGCCUCAAGUCUGAGUCAGAAAGGGAGACGCUCACAAAGUCUUUGAUGGAGGUCAAGCGCCGCUUCCCCGAUGGUCUGCCUGUUCUGGACCCCAUCGAGAACAUGGAAAUCACCGAUGAAUCGUUCAAGAAGCUUCUUCGCAAGAUCGAAGUCCUCGAGUCCCGACUUCUGGCUAACCCUCUUCACCUAUCGCCCCUUCUUCCUGCUCUUUGGGACCAGUACCACGCCAAGGUUAAGCUCACCGAGAAGGUCAAGGAGACCAAGAAGUCCAUCGCCAAGGCGUACAGUAUUGCCCAGAUGGAUGAACUCAAGUCUCGCAAGCGUGUGCUGCGACGUCUCGGCUUUAUUAACGAUUCCGAAGUCGUCCAGCUAAAGGCUCGCGUCGCCUGUGAGAUUUCAUCCACCGAAGGCCACGAGCUGCUUCUCUCCGAAUUGCUCUUCGACCGAUUCUUCAACGAGCUUACUCCUGAGAUGUGUGCUGCCGUCAUGAGUUGCUUUAUCUUCGAUGAGAAGAUUGAGACAACCCAGCUCAAGGAAGAGUUAUCGAAACCUUAUCGUGAGAUUCAGGCAAAGGCUCGCAUCAUUGCCAAGGUCAGCCAGGAAUGCAAGCUUGAGGUCAAUGAGGAGGAAUAUAUCCAGAAGCUCAAGUGGCAGCUGAUGGAGACGGUCUACGCAUGGGCCCAAGGACGUCCUUUCAUUGAGAUUUGCAAAAUGACAAAGGUCUACGAAGGCUCUCUGAUCCGUCUCUUCCGUCGUCUGGAAGAGCUGCUUCGCCAGAUGGGCCAGGCCGCCAAGGUUAUGGGCAACGACGAUCUAACGAAGAAGUUCGAGGACAGUUUAUCCAAGAUCCGUAGAGAUAUUGUGGCCGCGCAGAGCUUGUACCUAUAA
Molecule: messenger RNA, 3120 nt
Organism: Fusarium fujikuroi IMI 58289
Lineage: Eukaryota; Fungi; Ascomycota; Sordariomycetes; Hypocreales; Nectriaceae
Product: probable ATP dependent RNA helicase
Exons: 3
Coding region: 1-3120 (1039 amino acids)
Biological process (GO): RNA catabolic process; maturation of 5.8S rRNA
Cellular component (GO): nucleus
Molecular function (GO): ATP binding; RNA binding; RNA helicase activity
Source: RefSeq, a predicted model, not a curated record